CAAGCUGUGUACGUGCCAGAUGUCAGAGGACGGCGGCCGAGGGAAGCUUUCUUCACGGAGGAGGACACCAGCAAGGUAUUCACUCUCGAGAGCUCGAAGAGGAAGGUGUCCUAAGUUGAAGAGACAAAGAUGGCGCUGCGAGGAACACUGGCCAGACUGCCUGCUCUGAGGACUUUGAGCACAAGUCCGAGAAUCCUUGCUGUUCCUGCCAGGCAGACCCACAGCACGGAGGACAGGCGGAAGGAAAUGAUCAUCCAGGCUACCCCUGUUACUGCGGCUGCGUAUGGUAGUGCCAUCCCUGCCGGAAGACUCGGAUUGAGAGAUCAUCACGUUAACAGAUUGGAAAAAUACUUGUUGGUUUGGGGCGGAAAGUACAAGAAUGUUGAAGACGUUCCCGACUUGGUUAGCCAAGAUUCCCUGGAACGCGCCCGCAACAAGGCAAGGAUCAAGAUCAACAUCUGGAUGGGCGUCGCCACCCUGCUCGGCUGCGUAUACAUGAUCUGGUCGGGCAAGAAGGCUCACCGGGAAGGCCAGAGUCUCCUGAACAUGAACGUGGAGUGGCACAGGAGAGUCAAUGAGGAGGCGAGGCUGGCGAAAGAGAGGCAGGGGCGAUUGAAUGAGAUGCCGCAGCUGUAGAGAGGGAAUCUGUGCAUGCUAGGCGAUGCUGUUUUGAUUUUUUGUUUGUUUCGUAAAGCUGGGAGAUUGGUCGACUCAUUUCCCUUUUUUUAGUUUUGGAAGUUAUGUUGAAAGAGGGAAAUGAAGAGUGGUGAAUUUGGGUUUGUGUUUCUGGUUGUUUUUGUAGAGUUGAGGAAAGACAGUAAGAGAAGAGUAUGCUCUGCAGAAUACCCUUUUCAGUAGUGGGAAAAGUGUCCUGUUUCCUAAGUAACCGUCGAUUUUUUUUUUACACACAUAGCAUAUGAAACAGUGCUUUGCAGGCGUGAUCAUAUGACACAACCGAUGACAAAACUAGGUUUGUCUACAGUUUAAUGGGUUUUAUCAUAGAGGAAAAGUAAUCAACUUGGUCUUGAUUUAUCCAUCUUUUUUCCUCCCAUAAGUGACCGGACAUUCUUCACAGGAAAGUAUCCACAGUCAAGUAAACCCCAGUAACCUCAUUACAACAGUGACAUUCCUUACCAACUCCCCCUAACAAGGUGUGUUGUGAUGAACUGGUCAUUGAGGAAGACAAACGAUACCUUACGAUGGAUUAGCAUAAUGCAUAGAAGCGUGUGUGUGUGCUCAGGAUGCGAUUCCACGUAGGCUCAGUAUGCCCACGACUUUCUCUCAAGAGGUCCAGUUGUUGCAUUCUCCCUCACCUCAGAGGCUAAGUCGAGAUGCCAGUUCUCACACCGAUAUCCAUGAUGGGGGUUUUAGUGUAAGCUUUAUUGCACGCAGCUUUUUUUUUAUACAGAGGGAGUGUGCAGUCCUCUGUUUAUUACCACAACGCAAGAGACUAGAAUGGCGUAUGUUGGUUUUGUGCAACCGAAUACCAACUGGAUUUGUUAUCGCCAUCAGACACCUCCGUUGCCUUUGAGAAAUUCAAAAUCUACCGAGUGUUCCAAGUCCUCUUGUAUAUAGAAUAGUGAGGUAUUUUAUUAUCUAUAGACUGAAAUUAUGAGCGUUUUUUAAAAUAACAUUCUUACCUCAUAAAAAAAGAAAAAAGAAUUACAACUGUAUAAAUUUAAGCUUGACAUAUUCUAUAAUGUACUAGAAAAGAACAAGAGACCAAGGAAGGUAACUUGUGCUCAAUAUAUCCUUUUUUGCUCACAUUCCUUUGUCCGAGUUGGGUGGAUAUGAGCAGAAUCUAUUUUUUUCACAUUAUUAGUCUGUCUUUUCAGAGAAACUAUCUAGGAAGUGUAACGUAUUUUGCCGGCAAGGUAGAUCUAAUUGUAAUUGUUCAAAUUAAGAUUUUGUACUUUUAUAUUAUAUGAAGGGCAAACCGUGAAAACCAGUUUAACAAGAAAAUGUACUUCAUUUCCAUUAUAUUUAAGGGUGGAUAGAUUAUUGUAUUGUGAAUUGCCAUUUUAAAACGUGUACUUUCUUCCGGCGACCCUUAUGGCAAUAAUAGAUCACAUCGUGUAUUUUGUAAGUAUAAUGAUAAUAAAACAAUAUUUUUAA
Messenger RNA from Penaeus monodon (black tiger shrimp), 2115 nucleotides. Its product is annotated as UPF0389 protein GA21628-like. Lineage: Eukaryota; Metazoa; Arthropoda; Malacostraca; Decapoda; Penaeidae. The record is from RefSeq and is a predicted model, not a curated record. The transcript has 3 exons. The coding region runs from base 130 to 636 and encodes 168 amino acids.